UUGCCGGGACUUUCUUCAGCAUCCAGUCGUGUCCGUCUUCAUGGCGAACCACCUAUCAAGCAGUCUAAGUCUUCCAAAGCCUUCACUUACGAAAAGUCUGCAAAUGGCGAUAAACUGAUAGAUCUGACGGGCAGAAAAUACGUCUCUGUGCGCUCCUUUCGCGGUCGGAUGUUGGUUGACAUCCGUGAGUACUAUGAGGAUAAGAGCGACGGUGGGUUAAAACCAGGGAAGAAAGGUAUUUCACUGAAUGCUGAGCAAUGGGAAAACCUGAAAAACCUUGCUGAUGUCAUCGACUCUAGUUUAAAGGAAACAAACCCCUGA
This is a messenger RNA of Hydatigera taeniaeformis, 321 nucleotides long. The record is from the annotation of a GenBank genome assembly. Lineage: Eukaryota; Metazoa; Platyhelminthes; Cestoda; Cyclophyllidea; Taeniidae.